This is a messenger RNA of Exaiptasia diaphana, 1129 nucleotides long. RefSeq names its product palmitoyltransferase ZDHHC22-like. Gene Ontology annotation, molecular function: protein-cysteine S-palmitoyltransferase activity. Lineage: Eukaryota; Metazoa; Cnidaria; Anthozoa; Actiniaria; Aiptasiidae. The record is from RefSeq and is a predicted model, not a curated record. Gene Ontology annotation, cellular component: Golgi apparatus; endoplasmic reticulum. The transcript has a single exon. Bases 103 to 999 code for a protein of 298 amino acids. Gene Ontology annotation, biological process: peptidyl-L-cysteine S-palmitoylation; protein targeting to membrane.
CGCCGGAGUCGCCCAUAUUUACAAACAGACCGCCAAAACACGGUGUUUUAGCCACUCCUUGUUUACGCGCAUUCGUAAAAACGAGUGAGAUACUUAUGUAAGAUGUCAUUAGACUAUUCUUACUCGUAUGAUAAGAAGAGGAGGUCAUCUGCAUGGGGAAUCCAUGGGUUAUCUAUCGGUUAUAUCUUGUUAUUGUUUGUGGCUGUUCUAACUCUUGAACAAUGUGAAGUCAUCCCUUUUGUAUUCAAGGAUUCUCCGAUGCUCUAUUUCCAUGUAGUGUUUCACUUAUACGUCAUGGUUAAUAUAGCUAGUUAUUAUUAUGCGGUUGUUGUAACGGACACAUCGUGUAGGAAAAGUGAAGGUACACCAAGUCCACGACAAGACUUCAAGACYGGUUAUUUCUUUUGCCAAUCAUGCCAACAGAAUUCCCCACCUAGAGCACAUCACUGUCCAAUCUGUGAUAGCUGUAUAGACAGGAGAGAUCAUCAUUGUUAUUUUAUAGGUAAUUGUAUUGGGCGAUUUAACCUGCGCUAUUUCAUAAUCCUUAAUGUUUGGGCCGGUGUGGUGACAGUCUAUGGUUUAAUCAUCAAUYUGAUGUAUUUGCAUAAACAUAUCGUACCACUCUCUCCUGUAAGCAUAGAAGGACUACUCCAGCUCAUCCCAGUAGUUACAGUCUACAAGUGGAUUGUUGGCAAGGUGGCUCUAUUCUACCUAAUUGUUGUCAUAGUAACAUGGAUGACUCUUGUUCAAGUACUAGUAAGCUUUAUUUGUGGUUGUUUUCAAUUGCGUCUUUURUUUACUGGRCAAACAACCUACGARUACAGCCAUCAAAUCAAAGAUUAUGAUCAMGGCUGGCGAUUCAACUAUAGAGAUCUUUGUGGCAAGUAUUGGUUURUCUUAUGGAUAUUUCCAGUUUGGAUCAUGAAAUGUGGCAAAGAUACGGAGAGUAACGAUAAACAGUGGUCAAGGGAUGAGGACAAGCCAAGAAAGGUCAUUUGAUUCUUACAUUAUAGCUUUAUUGGACCUGACCUAAUGGAGAUCUUGUCCCUGGUCAUGUACACUGUCCAUGCUUCAUUUAUUUAUUAGCUUUGCCAAAGYUUAGUUUCCCAUAAAUGCCGGUGAUAUAUAU